UUAGUUUGAAACAAAUAUCUGAUCCAAAGAUCGAAAAUGGGAAAAACAAAAACAAACAAAAAAGACAGUUUGCUCUGCGUGAUCAAUAUCAUAGGAUAGGAUUAUUAAUUUAGUUUAUGAUGCAUAUAAUGGAUGGAUUUUUAGGGGUUAUCCGAUCCAUGUCGCCCCUAUUUACUCUUCUGCCGCACCGUCAAGCGGAGUAAUGCAUAACCCCAAAAGAUCAAGUCAGGCCUCCAAGUGUGACAUCAACAGGCAAACAGGUUUAAUGCGACUACCCUGCUAGAAAAGCUGAGAGGGAAGAGGUUGUAUUUGUGGGAGAUUCUCUUAGCAAGAACCAAUGGAUGUCAAUGGUGUGCUUACUCGAACCUUCUUUAGCUCCUUCUCUUAAAUUUUCCAUUUGGAAGGGCAAUUUGAUAACUUUUGAAGCCAAGGAAUACAAUGCAACAAUAGACUUCUAUUGGUCUCCAUUGUUGGUAGAGUCCAACUGCGAUGAUCCAGCGGACCAUCAUGUAAGAGACCGAAUUGUGAGAAUAAAGGCAAUUGAGAGGCAUGCUAGAUACUGGACAAAUGCAGAUAUACUUGUCUUUAAUUCUUUUAUGUGGUGGCUAGAACCCACCAUGACACUUCUGUGGGGAUCAUUUGAAAGCCCAAAUGCAGUCUAUAAAAAGGUAGAAAUGAAAAAUAGACGUUAUGAAAUGGCAUUAGAAACAUGGUCAGAUUGGUUGGAGUUCAACAUUAACAGAUCAAGAACACAGAUGUUCUUCAUGAGCCUCUCCCCUUACCAUAAAUUGGCAAGAGAUUGGGGGAUGCAAGCGGAUCAAAACUGUUACAAUGAAACACAACCAAUUUCAAGAUCAGAUUAUUGGGGAAGUGCGACAGAUAAAGGGCUUAUGCAAAUUGCAGAAACGGCUAUAAGACGCUUAGAGAGUAAAGGCUUAAAAGUCAAUUAUCUAAACAUAACACAACUUUCUGAUUAUAGAAAAGAUGGACACCCCACUAUCUACAGGAAGCAAUGGCUACCUCCAACACAAGAACAAUUAUUGGACCCAAAGAGCUAUUCAGAUUGUGUGCAUUGGUGCUUACCUGGGGUCCCUGAUGUUUGGAAUCAAAUUCUUUAUUCUUACAUUAUUGAUGAGAUAUAAUGAUUGAUUAAAGUACAUUUCUAUAGGAUUGAACUAGUACAAUAAGUAUUUAUGACUAUGAGAUAUACAUUUUUUGUGCACAUGUUUUUAUCGGCACAUUUUUCUUCACGUACAUCGUACAUUCGUACAUACAAAGAGUGUACUUAUGACUAUGAAAUAUAAACUUUAU
Cuscuta europaea is the source of this 1311-nucleotide messenger RNA. NCBI's taxonomy places the organism in Eukaryota, Viridiplantae, Streptophyta, Magnoliopsida, Solanales, Convolvulaceae. The record is from the annotation of a GenBank genome assembly.